Molecule: messenger RNA, 1422 nt
Organism: Brachypodium distachyon (stiff brome)
Lineage: Eukaryota; Viridiplantae; Streptophyta; Magnoliopsida; Poales; Poaceae
Product: p21-activated protein kinase-interacting protein 1-like
Exons: 3
Coding region: 126-1091 (321 amino acids)
Molecular function (GO): protein binding
Source: RefSeq, a predicted model, not a curated record
CGAAACGAAACCCUUCCUUUCUUCCUCAGCCCUUCUUCUUAUACACCGGCGGCGGCGGCGCGAAGGCUUCGCUGCUUUCCUUGGGUUGGUUGUCUGCUCGCGUCCUUCCUCCGCCGCCGCGAAUAAUGGCUCUCGUCGCCGGCUCCUACGAGCGCUUCAUCUGGGGCUUCUCCCUCAAAACCCUAACCACCUCCUCUUCCUCCGAGCAAGCCCUCGCGCCGCUCUUCUCCUACCCGGCCCACGCGGGCCCGAUCCGCUGCGUGGCGGCGGCGCCGCGCGCGGGGCUCGCGGCGUCGGGCGGCGCCGACGACUCCGUCCGCCUCUACGACCUCCCCGCCGCCGCCGACCUCGGCCCGCUCCUCGACCCUUCCGCCGCCGUCUCCGCGCUCGCCUUCCACUCCAUCGGCCCCGUCCCGCGCAACCUCCUCGCCGCCUCCGACGACGGCCUGCUCCACCUCUACGACGCCGAUGGCUUCGCGCUCCUCAGCUCGCUCCGCGUCUUCCCGCGCGGCCGGGAGCCCGCCGACGACGUCGCCGUGCACCGCUCGGGGCGCGUCGCGCUCGCCGUGGGGAGGGCCGGAGGGCUCGCCAUGCUCAACCUCCUCCGGGGACGCCGGAGCUUCGCUUGUCGCCUCGAGCGCCCCGCGUCUGCCGUGGCCUAUGUGGAGGACGCUGCUGGUGGAGACCGGUUUGUGAUGGCCGCAGAAGAGAAGGUCACCGUGCAUGACUCUGAGGACGCCAGGAUCAUUCAUGAGAUGCGAUGCGACAAGAGGGUGCUCGCCUUCGGGGCAGCAAAGAAUGGAAUACUUUACACUGGAGGAGAGGAUCGUGGUAUCACUGCUUGGGAUCUGUCCAGCGGCAAGGUCUCGUCGCGUAUUGAGGGCGCUCAUUCAACUCGUGUAAAAGGGAUUGUCAUUUUCGAUAACCGGAAUGAUGGAUCUGAACUGUGCACUCUAGUAGCUUCAGCUUCAUCUGAUGGCAUCAUAAAGAUCUGGGAUGUUCGGAUGAUUGGAGAUGAGAAGCCUACUCCUUUGGCAGAGACUAACACAAAAGCAAGGCUGACAUGUCUUGCUGGGACAUCAUUGAAAUGAGCUAAGGAAGGGAGACGUUGAGUUAAAUUAUCAAAGUGAUUCUGGACUACCAGUUUUGUAAUGUUUUCGUUUAGUUCCCUUUGGGGACUCGUACUGGAGAUACGGACCGAGGAGUGAGGUGGCUGUAAGCUGGAAAUCGUGAAGGCAGACACUAGCUGGAUGCACAGGAAAUGUAUGAUAGUCAUCAGAAUUAUACAUCAACGUAGUUUGGCUUGACAGCAUGAACUGAUUAAUGUUUACGCUAUUGUCCUGAUUCGGUUGUAUCACAAGUUUUCAGUGUGAACCAUUUCUAAUAUUAAGUGCUAGUCUAUUGCCCAUGGAUGAAUUUUUA